Molecule: messenger RNA, 2103 nt
Organism: Nelumbo nucifera (sacred lotus)
Lineage: Eukaryota; Viridiplantae; Streptophyta; Magnoliopsida; Proteales; Nelumbonaceae
Product: receptor-like protein EIX2
Molecular function (GO): protein binding
Source: RefSeq, a predicted model, not a curated record
AUGCCACCAAGAGCCCAGGAAACUCUUUGCCAAUUGCAAAGUUUAGUUUUGGCAGGUAACAGAAUUGGUUGUGAGGUAGACAAACUUGUGGAUAUCCUAGUGAGAUGCAAGAGGAUAAAGAUGUUAGAUUUAAGGUCUAAUCAGUUUAAUGGAUCUUUGCCUGCAUCCAUUGGAAAUUUGUCCUCUUUGGAGAACCUAGACCUUUCUGAAAAUCAAUUAGCUGGUUCUCUGCCUGCAUCCAUCGGAAACUUGUCAUGUUUGCAGAAGCUAGACCUUUCAUAUAAUCAAAUGAAUGAGGCCAUUCCAGUAAAUGUUGGGCAACUCUCACAUCUGGUUUACUUUCGUCUCUCUGACAAUUCUUGGGAAGGUGUUCUUUCAGAACAUCAUUUUACAAACCUCACAAGGUUAGAGGCAUUAUACAUAUCCUCUUCAUCAGGAAAAUCUCUGGUUUUUAAUGUAACACAUGAUUGGGUUCCUCCUUUCAGUCUAGAGUAUCUCCUUAUGUCUGACUUACAACUGGGCCCUCGUUUUCCUUCAUGGCUCCAUUCUCAAAACCAGCUUUUCUCCAUAUCCUUAACAAACGUUGGCAUUUCUGACGAGAUACCCACUUGGUUUUGGGAAUUAUUGUCAAAGUCUGUAGCACUUUUGGAUCUCUCCUAUAACAAAUUAACUGGAAAGGUGCCAAACUCCUUAAGCCUUGAUCUGGGAGUUAGUGUGGUUUUAAGCUUCAAUCGCUUAGAGGGUCCACUCCCACUUUGGCGAUUUAGGCCUACGCCAUUAGCCACACUAGCUCUUCGAAAUAACUUGUUCUCUGGUCCUAUACCACCCAAUAUUGGUCACAUAUCAUCGUGCUUGACAAUCUUAGAUCUUUCGUGGAACAAUUUAAGUGGCAGCAUUCCCCCAUCCAUAACUAAAACAAAACCCCUAAAUUUUCUUAUUCUUUCAAACAACCACUUAUCUGGUGAACUCCCUUGGGAUUGGAAGGAUUUAGAAGAACUAUUGGUUGUAGACUUGGCCAACAAUAGACUAACGGGUACUAUUCCUAGUUCAUUCAGUUCUUUGGCUUCACUUGAAAGGUUGAUAUUGAGUAACAAUAGCUUUAUUGGGGAGCUACCAUCCUUGAAGAAUUGUACAUCCCUAAUCAGCCUUGAUCUUGGCGAGAACAGAUUAUCUGGAAACUUGCUGACAUUGAUUGGAGAAAUCAGUGCUCCCUUGAUGUUUCUACGCCUACGGUCAAAUUCAUUCUUGGGAGAUAUUCCAAAACAACUAUGUCAUUUCUCUUAUCUUCAUUUCUUAGACCUUGCUCAUAAUAAUCUGUCAGGUCACAUUCCUAUGUGUUUUGGCAAUUUGAGUGCUUUCAUUGGUUUAAGCUCUCCUAAGACUAAGAAAAUCAACAUGGAGUAUGACCAACACAUGAUGAUAAUAGCAAAGGGAAGAGAAGAUGAAUAUAUUGAUGAUGGCGGAAUUCUUUGUUACGUAAGGAGCAUAGAUCUUUCCAGCAAUAAUCUUUCAGGGAAGAUUCCUGAUGGUAUCACAAACCUCUCAGGAUUGGGAACGUUGAAUUUAUCAAUGAACCAACUCACAGGAAAUAUCCCAGAUGAGAUUGGUAACUUGAAAUGGUUAGAAACUCUUGAUCUCUCAAGAAACCAACUUUCUGGCCAGAUUCCUCAGAGCUUAUCUUCCAUAUCUUCCCUGAAUCAUUUGGACCUUUCUUAUAACAACCUAUCAGGGAGGAUCCCAUCAGGCAACCAGCUCCAAACACUCAACGAUUCUUCCAUUUAUGCCGAUAAUCCCAAUCUUUGUGGGUUACCACUUUCAAGAAAGUGUGAGGAUGAUGACAAAUCUUCUGAGGGUCCAACGUCCUUUGUUAAUGAUGCUAAUGGAGACAAUGAUUCUUCUGAUUCUGAGAUGCAAUGGUUUUACAUAAGCAUUCUCCCAGGAUUUGUGGUAGGUUUUUGGGGAGUUUGUGGCACUCUACUUUUGAAGAAGACAUGGAGGCACGCCUAUUUCAAUCUCUUGGAUGAUAUGAAAGAUUGGGUUUUCCUAGUAAUUGCAUCGAGUGUCAUUCGCCUGAAAAGAAAAUUAAAAUUUGAAAGAGUCUAA